GCGUGUGGAGUUAAUGGCGAUGUCGAAACUCUACAAACUUGGCCUACUCUUCCCCUUCAUCCUGCCUCUCCUCCUCCUCCACCACCUUGUCACGUGCAGCAGCCACGCUCCGCUGUUCCCACUGAAUGUUCGUUUGGAGUCUCGAGACCUCCUGGCGACCCUUUGCUGGGACCCCGUUGAAGCGGCUCCCAGUGGGGAUGGAGGGGAUAGACCCCCACUUGUUGAUCCUUUAACCAUCAACUCGACCACCACGACCACGACCAACUCAACGUUCCUGAAUGUUACAUACAGAGUUCAGAGCAAACUCUUCAGACGAGCCCGCUGGCAGACCGUCUGCGCUGCAACAACGGAGACACGGUGCGACGUCUCCUCGGCGCUGGACGAUCCCGGUGACCGCUACCUCCUCCGUGUGAGAUUCUCCUUCUCAUCCUCGCCGUCACGAUCCUCACCCUGGGUCGCGGUUGUGGUCCUGCCCUUGAUGGAAACUGUGCUCAGCGCUCCGUCGUUCACCCUGAGGCUCGACAAACUGACGCGGGGGGAGGAGGAGGAGGAGGGCGAUGGUGGUGAGGAUGAGGAUGAGGAGUGCGGUGUUGUGGGUGACGAUGAAGACAACGACGAUGAUGGCUACAGCGACAACGACGACGGCGAUGACGAUGACCGUGACGGCGGUGACGAUGACCGCCGUGAUGACGGUGGUCCUGGGGUGGCUGGGGAGUUGGAGGCGGUGGUCGACGGAGAGCCGGAGGUGCGGAAGCUGUCGUUGUUGGUCUCCGUCGGGCGGGGGUGGAGGGCGCUGGUGUCGCACGACGUGAAGUUCCACCAUCAGGUUGACAUUUCGACAAGAGGCGGCGUUCAACUCACGGAGCGCUUCAUCGGAUGCCGGUACCAACACCGAAUGAUGCUUCUGCCGGGACGCGAGGAUGAGUACUGUGUCCGCGUGAGAAUGGUAGCCGACUUGCCACGGUGGAAGGCAGGGGAGUGGUCUCCACUGUCGUGUGUCUCCGUCCCUCCACCACACAGCACCGUGGCCCCUCGUGUGGGUGUCGACACGGACGGCCAGGUCACGGCGGUGGUCGGCCAGAAGGUGGCGCUGCUGCGCUGCGUUCUGUGGGGUGCGGCCGUGGUGGUGGUGCAGGCCAACUGGCUGAAGGCCUCCCGUGGCAACGUCUGGGCGGGGGCCAAUUUGGCCGCACUCAGCCCGCUGCACGGCACGGCGUACUCCAACUCGUCCCUCGCGGGCCGACUGCGGUUCCGCGUUGGGGGGCCUCCCGGCGACGUCUCGCUGGAGCUGCUGGACGUGCGGGCUGGCGACGGGGGCCUCUUCCUCUGCCACGUGGCCACCUUCCCCCACGACAACUUCGAGGGGAGGGUCAACCUCUCUGUCAUCGAGAAUUCUGCGGCGGCAGCGGCGGCGGGCCGGGCCAGCUGGGCCGCUCCGGCCGCGAUCCUCGCCGUGUCCCUCGCCCUGGUGGCCACGCUGCUGCUGCUCUACCGCCACCGCCGUCAGCAGAGUGGCAACAAGGCGGAUGAAGGGCUGCACGAGUUGCCACCGCAGCCUCAGCACCAAGACAGCGGAGCUGGAAGCUACGACUACGCGGUUUUCAAAGACGAAGAUGACGACGAGGCGAGGGAGGAAGAUUUUUGA
Messenger RNA from Petromyzon marinus (sea lamprey), 1645 nucleotides. The record is from RefSeq and is a predicted model, not a curated record. Lineage: Eukaryota; Metazoa; Chordata; Hyperoartia; Petromyzontiformes; Petromyzontidae.